AUGACUCACAUGACGCAGGCAGAGAUGGAUGUAUACCGCGAAAUCUUGUUUGCCGGUUUCCCACAGCGGACGCAGAAGACAUCAUUCCCCUCGACAUAUGUUGAGAGUUUUUUUGGCCACUACGGUGAGGUGCAACAUUUUGUAUUUGAUGCUGAUCGUGGUAUUGGCAGUGUGACAUUUGCCCAAGGGGAAGUGGCGAUGAACUGCUACCUUGCGGUGCAUCUCUCUCUUUUGCAACCACGACCAAAUGGGAGUUGCACCGAUGACAUGUGUGAUGAGGAGAAUACGUCUCUUAUCUUUAUGGAGUUUGCCCAGUGCGUCCCGUGCGUGAACCCCUACCUGCUGCGGAAUGGGGAGUUGAGUCGUCAUCUCAUGCGCUACAAGACUCGAAUGCCAUCUUUGCAAGCAGCGGCACCGUCACCUUCCCCUUGGUCCGUGGCGAAUCACUUUGUGGUGACGUGGCAUGAGGCUACGGAAAACGAUUUGGACUCAAACCCGAAAAGAAGAGUCGUACGGGAUGGGCCACACUUCCCUGUAACAGAUACUUCCACUGUGGGAUCUACGCUUGUCAAGAAAAGGAAUGAUGCCAUCGCUGAAGCGGUAUGGUCUUUACUCCGGCCUGAAAAACGGUCGCCUACAGACGGUGAUGCCGUGACGGUGUUGGAUCUCUGGUGGGAGUACUACCAACGCUAUGUACUACACAAGACGGAGCCGGCAGAAGGUCGAAUUAAGGACCCAUAUUUUCUGUUUGCACAUAAACCGACAGUGGCACAGGAAAUUCGGCGGGCGCUCACUUCCAGCCAAACAGGGAGCUCCGGUGAUGUGCAGGAGGAUACGACCGUCGUGAAGCGUCUCAUUCAUGACGAUGUGUACCACAGUGUCUGUAAUUACCUUGGAGUGAAGCUGCGUUUUCGCAACGAUCCAAGUUGGGCGAGUCUUGCUCGUGAUGUGGCUUCUGCUGGCACUGCUGUUGGGCGAAGGAUUCAGUGUGAGGAGCCGGAAUACAGCAGAAGCAGCAAAAUGAAAGGAGACGGUGAUGAUGACGAAAUGGGGACAGAAGAAGAUAACAAAGCACUGUUGCGGCUGCCAAUUUUAAAAGCUGCAGCCAAUCUGAUGGAAAAUGUUCGAUUUCUUCAACGUGUACGCCGUGGGGAGAUUACGGUAGACAACAAGCCAGUCCGCCCCAAAGAGAAUGAGAACAGCCGUUCUAUGGACUACCCAGCCAGUACUCACCAGAAGGAGGGGGACUUUUACAUGGAGGUGUUGAGCACAUUGGAUGGCUACUCUCCCACCGGAACGGCUGCCUCACUGAUGGCAAUGUGUGAGGAUCCACACACGUUCCGGCACGUGGAGGGGCACAUUGGGUGGUGCGAAUUGCGUGGAAUGAAGCGAUCCACGUGGUGGGUGACGUGCCAGGCGGUUAUGGUGGUGAUUUUGAUAUUUGUGUUUGCAGGGUGGGUGCUGGGACUUGCAACUUCAUGGCUGGGUGUCAGUUGGAUCGUUGGUAACAAAACAAAUGCGGCACCGUCGCGUUAUGAGAUGAGCAACCCUAUCGACAGGAAGAUAAAUAUCCGCUUUGCCGAAUUGUGA
This is a messenger RNA of Trypanosoma cruzi, 1590 nucleotides long. RefSeq lists its product as uncharacterized. The coding region runs from base 1 to 1590 and encodes 529 amino acids. Lineage: Eukaryota; Euglenozoa; Kinetoplastea; Trypanosomatida; Trypanosomatidae. The record is from RefSeq and is a predicted model, not a curated record. The transcript has a single exon.